Arachis ipaensis is the source of this 2257-nucleotide messenger RNA. Lineage: Eukaryota; Viridiplantae; Streptophyta; Magnoliopsida; Fabales; Fabaceae. The record is from RefSeq and is a predicted model, not a curated record.
AGCUCAACUGCUGCUUCUGAUUCUCAUUUUUCUUCUGUUCGUUCUUUCUUCACCAUCCGUCUUUUUUGGGUGUUUGCAAAUAAAGACGCGGAAGAAAAAAAAAAUAAAAGCUUUUCACUCCACUACUUGCAAAUUUUAUCCCUUUUGGGCCUCUUUGCUUAGAACACAAGUUUUUAUUUAUUUAUUUUUCUUCUGCUUUCCUUCUACUCUUUGCAGUUUGCACUCAAAUAAAGCUACUUUGGGAUCACAGAAUCACACCCACAGCCACAGUGCCACAUAUAUAUUACUGUUUUGGGAACAAGAAAAAUUGUACUUGAACUGGGAUUCUUCUGAUUCUCUGUCUCUCUGAUUCCCAAUAACACUUUUUCUGAAACUGUAUGGGUUGGUUUACCAAGCUGCUUAAGGGAUCCAACCAUAAAUCUUCGAGAGGAAAAUAUCAUGGGAAACAUGAAAAUUCCAUGGAUGAUUUGACAGAUGUUGAGAGAGAAGAAAUUGAUCGUGCAAUUGCACUCUCUCUUUCGGAGGAAGAUCCGAAAGGGAAAAAAGUUAUUGAGGACGACCCUCAAUCUUCUGAUGAUGAACAACUGUGUGAACUUACUGAUGAAGAUGAAUAUCAUGGUGAAGUUAAACAACAUGAAGAGUUAAGCAAUCAUCACAAAGAAGAAGAUGAAUCUGUUGGUGAAGUUGAGGAAGAGGAAGAUGACCAUCUUAAUAACAUUCAACAGGAUAAUGACAAGCAUCUUGCAGAAGCGCAGCUUGAGGAAGAUGAACAACUUGCCAGAGCACUUCAAGAAAGUUUGAACAUUGAUUCAGACAGAGCUGAAAGAGAUUCUUUAUUUCAACCAUUUCCACACCUCCUUCGACCUGUAUACAGAACCUGUGCUGGCUGCAAUUCAGAGAUUGGCCAUGGCAGAUUUUUGAGUUGCAUGGGAGGUGUCUGGCAUCCAGAAUGUUUCUGUUGCCAUGCUUGUAAUUUGCCAAUCACUGAUUAUGAGUUUUCCAUGUCUGGAAAUCGUCGUUACCAUAAAUCUUGCUACAAGGAGCUGCAUCACCCAAGAUGUGAUGUUUGCAAGAACUUCAUCCCACCAAAUUCAGCUGGACUCAUUGAGUAUAGAGCACAUCCUUUCUGGAUGCAGAAAUACUGUCCUUCACAUGAGCGUGAUGGAACUCCUCGUUGUUGUAGCUGCGAAAGAAUGGAGUCAAGGGAUACAAAGUAUCUCUUGCUGGAUGACGGUCGAAAGUUGUGCCUAGAGUGUCUAGACUCAGCUAUUAUGGAUACGCAUGAAUGCCAGCCUCUCUAUCUUGAAAUACAAGAAUUCUAUGAAGGUUUAAAUAUGAAAAUAGAACAGCAAGUUCCAAUGCUUUUAGUUGAGAGACAAGCACUCAACGAGGCCAUGGAGGGAGAAAAGAAUGUAAAUAUUUACUAUGUUGAACUAAACUCUCUUUUCAUGGGAUAUGCUGCUUAUUUUAAUUGUCUCGCCACUAUUUUAAGAAGACCAAGGAUAGGGGCAGGAUACCGAGUCAUAGAUAUGAUAACUGAGCCUUACAGGCUAAUCCGCCAUUGCGAAGUGACAGCCAUACUUGUUUUGUAUGGCCUCCCUAGGUUAUUGACGGGUUCAAUCCUGGCCCAUGAGAUGAUGCAUGCUUGGCUUAGGCUUAAAGGCUAUGGCAAUUUAAGGCCAGAAGUUGAAGAAGGAAUUUGCCAAGUGCUAGCUCACAUGUGGCUAGAUUCAGAGAUCUACGCUGGUUCAGGAAGUGAUAGUGCAUCAUCGUCCUCGUCCUCAUCAUCAUCCUCAUCCUCACCUUCCUCUUCUACAUCAUCAAAGAAGGGUAAACGGUCUGACUUUGAGAAGAAACUUGGUGAGUUUUUCAAACACCAGAUUGAGUCCGAUCGUUCAUCGGCUUAUGGAGAUGGAUUCAGAGAGGGGAACCAAGCUGUGCUCAAGUAUGGUUUAAGAAGUACCCUUGAUCAUAUUCGACUAACCGGAAGUUUUCCAUACUGAAGUAUGAUACAUAACUUCCUUUUUCUUUUCCUUUACACAAACGAAUAUUUUCUCAGCUGUCAUAUAAAUUAUAUAGGGUAUCCAAAGAUUACAAAGUUACAUAAUUUCACAAUUUACAAUAUACACGAAAUCUGUAUAAAGAAAAAAUGAAAAUGCUCCUCUUGUGUUACUAUAAACACUUAAGUAGCUGGUAAAAUUAAACAGCUGAAGCAGUUAAUAUUUAAUAAUAAUAAUGAGUAUUUGUUUUAUAUACA